Messenger RNA from Neodiprion virginianus, 5360 nucleotides. RefSeq names its product nucleolysin TIAR. Gene Ontology annotation, molecular function: mRNA binding. The transcript is spliced from 11 exons. The record is from RefSeq and is a predicted model, not a curated record. The coding region runs from base 1636 to 3000 and encodes 454 amino acids. Lineage: Eukaryota; Metazoa; Arthropoda; Insecta; Hymenoptera; Diprionidae.
GCGAGUGCGUAGGGCCACGUGAAAGGAUCGGGCUCGCGAGAAUAGCGUCCUGGGUUUCCCGCUCGUCGAGCGUUGAAGCGCGCACGAACCCCUCGACCCGCGCAGCCCCGCGCCGCCCCUGUAACCCCUACACACAACAACCCACGAAGCAACCCCCACUCCGAAUCGCACAACAGCCAGAGCGGAAGUACCAGUCAGUCGGCGAGCGACCAUCCGACAUCACGGUUAGCCUCUCUCUUUGUUCUUGCUCUCGAGGAGAGAAAAGACACGAGUGAGUCGCCGUCGCCGUCGUUUCCGUUGUUCCCAAGCCAGUCGUCGCGGCCGUGUUAUCAGACGGCGCAAAACACCCGCUGAUCGUUCGUUCGUUCGCUCGCUCGCUGGUUUCGGUUACUUUUCUACGUACCCGUGGUGUCGAGAAUCGUCGCCGCACGUGGCCACCGGCCCUCGAGAUACCGCGAAGAGGACACGCGACCUGAUUUUCGUACUUUUAUACACCAGUAAUGACUCUUCCGAUCGCGUCCUCAACGGCCUCAAGACACUCUCCGAGGUCUCGUCGCGAGUCCCGAACCGCCGGUUAGUUCGACGCGAGUGGAGAGUUGACCAGUUUUAAAGUUACCAGUUGUACCAGUAUCAUCAAGUUUGUUACGCUCUACGAUUCGCCAACGCGAUCGAUGACUCGGAUCAGGAUUUCUCUGAGUCACGACGACUGAUCGUUGAACAUUCGGAAAAGCCACGUAUCAGCCAUCUGCUUCGUGCCGGCUCGUCCGCCGCAUCAGCGGGAGCGAGAAUCUGUGAAUAAGUUCUUUAGGGAUUUGAAUUGAUCGAUCGUCGAUCGCUGCUAUCGAAAGUCGAAAGUCAUACCGAAACAGACGCAAAAGAGGAUUUUGAGUGUCACAGUCCUUCGGCGUACUUGUUGAAACCGGUCCCUGACUCUGCACGAAACCUUGAACGGCUAUAACCUUGGAAAUCAAUCGGACAAGAAGCUUCUCCGGUUGUUCCUGAGCACGUGUUACCGGCUUUCGAGGCAUCCUCGACUUCGCGCGCGGUCCUCGGCAGGGUUGCGAGAGAGUCCGCGGUAACAGGUGAAGAGGAAAUACGACCGUGACGCGGGCGGAAGGACCGAGGGUUCCGCGAGGCCAGAAGAGAAAAGAAGAAAGCCGGGAGCCAGAGGAGGGGGGCGGAGGUGGUGGUCCCGCGGCAAGGGGAACUCGAUUUGGGGUGGCCUCGUCACUGCAGGCGACCACCGCCUUGGCUCCGAGUGCACCGGGCCCCGGGCCUGCAGUGGUGGGCUGCCUGGUUGGGGUGUACCCCUGCUCGUCCACGGGGCCCAGGGGCCCCACAUCGUCGCAUCUCAGAGCGAUCCAGGCGAUCCAGACCGGGCAGCAACCCGGCUGCCGAGCCUGCUGCUGCGGACAUAACAACCCCCCGCCUCCGCCCCCGCCACCGCCGCCCCCGGUCCAGCUCACGAGUCAACGGGGCGGCCUGUCGCUGCGGGUAGCGAGGGUGGCGUCCACCACCUCCGUCCGAGCCGCCCCCUACGUCCACCCCCAGCACCAGGGACUGGGGCAGGAGUGCAGGUGUAGGGAGGAUACGGGCGCAGUGGGUGGAGGUGGUGCGCACAUCCUCGGCAGCCCGAUGCUGUUCGUUCCGUUCACGGUACCCACCUUUCCCACCGCCUCGCACCAGACCUCGCACCAGAAUUCCCACCAGACGAGCCACCAGGUACAGCAGCACCAGCAGCAGCUCGGGUCCAACCAGGCCGGGCAGCAGCAGAGUCAGCUGAACCACCUCAACCUUAACCACCUGAACCACAUCAACCAGGUCAUACCCCAGGGAUCCGUUCAGCAGCCGAUUCACAGCACGAGCUGUUCCCCGCAGCAGCAGGCCGCAACACCAAACAAGGAAAUGAAAGUCAACUGGGCGACGUCUCCUGGCAAUCAGCCGAAGCAGGACACAAGUAAACACUACCACAUAUUCGUCGGCGACCUAAGCCCGGAAAUCGAGACCCAGACACUGAGGGAGGCCUUCACCCCUUUCGGGGAGAUCUCAGACUGCAGAGUGGUAAGGGAUCCCCAGACGCUAAAGUCGAAAGGAUAUGGAUUCGUCUCGUUCGUUAAAAAAGCGGAGGCGGAGAGCGCCAUCGGUGCCAUGAACGGUCAGUGGCUUGGGAGUCGCAGCAUCCGCACCAACUGGGCGACCCGCAAACCACCGGCGCCAAAGUCUGAAGCAAACUCAAAGCCGCUCACUUUCGACGAAGUUUAUAAUCAAAGCAGCCCCACAAACUGCACCGUCUACUGCGGAGGCCUCACAAACGGUCUCACCGAAGAACUCAUGCAGAAAACCUUUUCGCCCUUCGGCUCCAUACAGGAGAUACGCGUCUUCAAGGAUAAGGGAUACGCGUUUGUCAGGUUCUCCACGAAAGAAUCGGCGACGCACGCCAUAGUCGCGGUCCACAACACCGACAUAAACGGACAGACGGUGAAGUGCAGCUGGGGAAAGGAGAGCGGAGAUCCGAACAACGCCCAGCAAACCGGACAGACGCUCACCUCAGCGACCUACCCCUACUACGCGGCGGCGGCGGCAGCCGCUGCGGCCGCAGCUGGUGUCGCGGGGGUGGCGGGGGUCGGAAGUGGAAUCGGCGGUGCCGGACAGCUCGGCUACUGGUAUCCACCCCAGUCGUAUCCGACAACCGCGACACAGAUGCAGGCCGCAGGUGGAUUCCUCCAGGGGAUGCAGGGUUACACCUACGGACAGUUCGCGGGGUACCAACAGGCCCAAUACAUGGGGAUGGGGAUGGGUGUUCAUGCGGCGGGAACGGCCGCUGGUUGGGGCCAGGGACUUCCCGGAGGCCCUCAGCUUCCCCCGCACCACGCAACCACCGUGUCGGCGCCCCCCGGCGUCCAGGCGGCAGCACCACCCCCGCCCCCGCCCGCCCAGAUGAUGGCCUACCCCAUGCAACAGUUCCAGUGUGUUCUUGGUUGCGGUCCAGCUAGCGGAUGAGGACUGGCUGGCGCCUAGUCUUCUAGUGUGAUGGUAAACACGCACUCGCCAGCGACACCACUGCUACGUCACUUCCGGUUUGAGCCCCUCCCCCUCCCCAGCAAUAGGUACGCCCAACAACGACGACGCCGAAGAAGAAGAAGAAGAAGAAGAAGAAGAAGGAAAAGAAUGAGAAGGAGAAGGAGAAGAAAAAGAAGAAGGAAAAUGACGAGCCGGCGAAGGAGACCGACGCCGAUCACACCGAGGAACCAUCCCUCCGCCAAGGCCCGUCUCUUCGCGACUUCCGUUGACGCUGAACCGAGAACGGCUUCCGGAUGCGGGUCGAACGGAGCCGCGUUCCAUUGCUGCCAGGCUGGCUGGCUGGCUACUGACACACCAAACUAUGCCAACGGACAAACCCGUGACUCUUUUAAAACGGAGCAAAGACGCAGCGUUGUUUCUGAUGACAUUAUUGCACACUCUGCUUUCGCUCUUGUUAUUAUUAUCACUAUUAUUGUGAUCAUUAUUAUUAUUAUCACUAUCACUAUCACUAUCAUCAUCAUCAUCAUCAUCAUCAUCAUUAUUAUUAUUAUUAUUAUUAUUAUUAUUACUAUUAUCGUUCUCAUUCGACUAUCAUCGUCGUCAUGCUGUGUCGUAUUGUACCACUAUUAUCAUUAUCAUUAUUAUUAUUAUUAUUGUUAUUGUUAUUGUUAUUAUUAUUACCAUUGUCAUAUUACGUGCGCCAGUUUAUCGGUAACUGCAGACAAUGAGUGCAUGAUUUGACGCGGCGUAGGGGUGCGGUGCUGCCGUUUUAUUCAACGAGAUACGCAUCUUGCCAGUUUCGUAUAAUGUAGAAUCUGAACUUGUGGUAAUAACCACGUUGUAGCGCAAUUUCAAGAGACCGGCGUGUUGAAUGACCACUUGCCUGUAGUUUUUUAGGAGAAAAGAGAAAAUUGAAGGGAAGGAAAGCGUUUUAUCUUUGGUAAAAAAAGAAAAACGUUGAAUACCAUGAUUCGUCAUAUUCUCUUUUACCGUUCAAGUUGAAUCUGACGUGUUGAAGUAGUUUCUUCUUUAUCCAGGCACGUAAUUGUAAUUUGUUUCGCAAAAUUCAAGACGGAAUUUAUAAACUCAAAUAUAGGAAAUAAAAUAAAAUUAUUGCAAAGGAAACAAAAACUUGGAACGAGUCGCUGAAUCUUAACCCAGCGAAUGAGUCUUUGAAUACGGGGUCGAUACGAACUGCAGCAAUUCUCUCCCCGCGAAACGUUUGCGACGAAAAAUGCUAAUUUUUUUCAACUCACGGCUCUCGUGCAAAAUCGCCGUCUCUUUUUUUUUCUAAUUAUUGUAACGAUUAAUCGACCGUUACGUGUCAAUACGUGCCUCGAACUUGAAUGUGAACUAAAAUCGUAGCUCCGAUCGCUGGUCAACACCCGAAAUUGCGAAUUGAAAACUGAACGUCGCGCAGGCAUCGCACCCCUAAAUCGCCUGUGUGCAAUAGUUAAAAUACACGCGUAAAAUAUGUAUAAAUUAUAUAAUAGAAAGAAUUACGUGUAUUGAAAGCCGAUAUAGUUAGGUGGUUAUAGUUAGUUGGUUAACUGGUUAGUCAGUUGGUUGGCCGGUUGGUUAGAUGGUUUGUUAGGUAGUUAGUUGGGUAGUUAGUUACUUACCUUAGCUAUAGACGGGUAGUUAGUUAGUUAGUUAGUUAGUUAGUUAUGUAUCAUAUAAAUAUACAACCAUCAGUGCGCAGAGAAAUUCAAAGGCGAGGAAAGUGCAAUUAAAAAUGGAAAUAUAUUUCCUGCAUAGUGCAGUAUACUGAGAAUUUGAAUUAUGCCUACAUCUCGCCGAGUCGUCACCAGAAACUAUUGUAGUAUUAGGUUCUACGCUCGUUGACUCUUUUUUUGCUUCAACAUUUGUAUUUUUACCGAACCUAAUGGAAAUUCAAAUACGCAGUGACAUUUUUUUUUUUUUUUUUUUUUUUGCUUACAAAACACAUUUAAACUUUUAUUCGCCAAUCGUGGUGAAUCGGUGCAAAGAAAACAAGUGAAAUACAUCAGUCAAUCAAUCGAUCAAUCUAUUGCACCGAUUAUUUUUACAAUGAUUCAAACGUUUUUAGCUGGAUGUAUGAAUAAAGGACAAAUGAUCAACAUUAACGCAAUCUGGCGUCACGACGUAGCGUGAAGUUGUUUUUUUCCUUUUUUUUUCUCUUCCUUUUAUGGCGUCGAAAACGACAACGACGUAUCUCGAAAAAUAGUCGCGUUUGAAUUUCCCCGCUCUCCUUCUCUCUCGCGAUCACCAUUACGGAGAGGUGAAGAAGGGAAAGAAAAAAAAUAAGAAAAAAAGACCCAAAAAAUUACCCAAAAUAAAAGUAAAAAAGGAAAAAAAAA